This is a messenger RNA of Microbotryum saponariae, 4901 nucleotides long. Lineage: Eukaryota; Fungi; Basidiomycota; Microbotryomycetes; Microbotryales; Microbotryaceae. The record is from the annotation of a GenBank genome assembly.
AUGGCAAGGACCGAGCAUGAUCUAGGCGUCGCUCUGGACGGUUCGUUCGUCGAAACCACCUCGCGAUCGGCUGCGCAGGCUUUAGCACAACACUACGCGAGCCAGGACGGAGGACAGACCGUCUAUUACGUCCAGGCACGCGUCGAACCGAAUGGCAAGACCGUUUACCGUAUCCGGUCAGUUGAGAACACGAACGCACAGUCGAACAGUCGAAUGGGCCACUGCGGGCAUCAUCACACUACCCCACGUCGACGUUCGCCGAGGUGGUCGCCACAGGGCACGGACUGACUCUAGAUUGUCUCACGUGCCGGGACCUUUACUAGACCACGAUCCCAGCCUACGCCGGCUCUUGCAUCGACCUCGGAAGCAAGUAGCGGCUCUGCAACAGCUUCAACCUCCCAAGUCCCUGCAAAAUGCUCCGCUUCCUCCGAAGCACCAGCCCCAACGAUCGCCCUUCAUACCCCAUCGCCUCGCAAGCCCACACCUCGCUCCGGCUUUCCACAGCGACCGGAACGGUACCCACGACAAACCGCAUCGGACAACGAAGGUCUCUCGCCCUAUUUCAAGUCCUCCACCGUCACGGCUCUCCAGCGCUCGGGCAGUCAACCAACCCUCGGCGCCGCACGAUCGCAAAGUCACGACGGCUUAAAGUCCACGACGACUCGAACUGCAUCGCGGGAUCAGAGCGAUGUACUGGGGAGGAUACUGGGAUGGAGCACGAGCGGCACGGCUCAUCUUGGGUUCACCCCUGGGACCGAGACGAGGUCCAACGUGAAUGACGAGGACAAGAGUGAUCUGCCGCAAGAUUGUAAGUGGAGAAGCGCGCUUGGCAUCUCACGGCAUGGGGCAUGUCAGCUUAGCGAUUUGAUUCGUUGUCGUGCAUGGCUUGUCCCAGUAGUCGAUGAACUUGAAGGCCGUGCACCACUAGCGACGCCGCGAUACCGAGAGCCAACUCCGUCUUCGGGCACCCCUUUCGGCGCCGGCGUGCGACUGGCCGAAGGUUCGCUCCAUCCUCGAAGCCCAGCAUCUGAUACCGCCUCGCCUCUCCCUGUUCUUCUCCUUGCCGACCCGCCUCGGCGCCGCGAGAUGCGAGAAGUGGCUUCGAGUGAUUCGAUUCGAACCGCCAAAGCCGUGGACGACCGGCUCCCAUUGCCUUCACCGCAUCAGUCGCGCUACAAGGACUGGACGGCCUACGAUCUGCUUCAGAAUUUAGAUACCCUCGACCCUUAUUCACUGCCCCGAGAACCAAUCUUCCGGUUUGGUCGUCACCCUGCCGCCUCGUCGGCCUCUGUAGGCUCCUCGGCCUUGGACAUCUCGAGAACGACGGGGCAAGAUAUCACGGUGCUCUCGACUCCCGGAGAUGAUCCGCGCUUCGUUAUUUGGGGAGUCAAAGAUCGAAGAGGGCAUGCACGAGUCGCGUCCAAGCCGUCUGAAGACAGUCGGGUCAAUGUUGCAAGUUCCGACGGGGGUCAACGCCGAGGUAGCAUUGCUCCCGCGCCGCCCGUCGCGAGCCCCGUCAUGAGCAGCCCUGCUACAGCCUCGUCGUCGAGUCGGUGGAGCCUCAGUCAACCCCACCACCAGAGCGAGUCGCCCGGCACCUCGGUUCGAGACUCAUUCGGCUCACAGUCCUCGAUUCAAUCCCCUCUCUCGUCGUCCAUGACGGGCCGCUCGCCCGAGCGCGUGCGCGUGCUCAUGGCCGCGACUGUCGAACGCCUCGUCGCCGAACUGACGAGCAAGAUCGAGGUCGAACUGCUGGCCAGCUUCUUCCUCACUUACCGCACAUUCCUUCAACCCGUUCACCUUCUUCAAGCCUUUACUACUCGUUUUGAUUGGGCGAUGCAACCGCCCUCAUCGCCCGCUGACGAUGCAGCACGACGAAUUGUUCGCGUACGCACCUUUGUCGUCAUUCGCUAUUGGCUCCUGAACCACUUUGUGCUCGAUUUCUACCCCGAUCGAGAAUUGAGAACGACGUUGACGGAGUGGCUCAAUAAAAGGGGUCGAGACGAAGCGAUCAGGAACAAUCCGAAAGAUCAACGUUUGAUCAAAGGACUCAAGAAGCUCGUGCGACGGCUCAAGGACAUGCACGCCGUACUUGGGCCGACAGACACGAUUGAAGCUCGCGCCGCGAUCGCUAGACAAUCGACUGACCUGCCACCCAUGCCCAAGUCGCCCGCCCUGUCAGAUGAAGAUGUUGAUCUCGAUGUCGUCCCCGCCAUAGGGUCUGGCCCAACCGCUCCCAAGGAGUUCGGAGGAGCGCCUCGUGAUCGAUCUCGGUUGCCCACCUCCUCGGCCAAGGACAAGCUCACGACGAGACCGACAUCGGUGAUCCCUCUACCUGGAGGGCAAUCUGCCGUAGCACGAUCCAUCAACAAUGCCUUGGGGACGAUCGGCCGCUUCAAGCGCAUGCUCGGCAAUCGUGCCCAUGCUGCCCAAGCCUCAUCCAGUUCCUCGAAUCCAUCGGCGAGCGCAGAGGCGGUCGAGGCGGUCGAGGCGGUCGAAUACGAGCAGCAUGACACAGGUGAUCUGUUGUGGAUCAAGGACGGCCUAGAUCGGUACCUUGAUUUUCACAACAUACCCCGCGACGUCGCUGAUCCAGAGGAUACAUCAAGUGCAGAGGUGCAACCGCAGCAUGUCGAGGCGGGCUCGUUACAGCCGGUCGCAGAGCUCGAAGGUGUUCAGCUCGAUGCUUCAGAGUCGGAUCAAGCACCUUCGAUCACCGCAUCUCACGAAUCGCUACCCCUCGAAAGCGCACCCGCGACCCACGUCAUCGGUUGCGCAGGACCUGACGAAUCUGCAUCUCAGGGUCGCUGGCCGAGUUCAGUCUCUUCGACCGAUCCGGACUUUCCUCACAAACCAAAUACCCUUUUCUUCCCACCUUCGUCGAUUCCGAUCCUUAAACCUGCUUCCUACAACGAGUACGACUCCUCUCGAUCCGGUUGUCUCGAACUCGACGAUGUCGAUCUGUCAGAUGAGGAUGACGAUGUCGUCGAAGUCAAGAGGACGCUCAAACGGUUGCCCGGAGCGGCGAAUCUGCGCCUCGCUACGAGUGUACCUCGAGAACCGACCGCCCACCAUCGUUUGUCGACUGAGACGGUCUCUUCGUAUGGCUCACCAUGCCGACCCUCGUUCGAGGGCCACGAUCGAGAAUCGACGAUGGUCUCGUGGGUCGAUGACGAAGUCAGUGGUGCUGAACCAGGGGUUUUGCCUGGCCUCGAAGGUUUUUUGCUCGAUGGUUUAGUCGAGUCGGACGAGGAGGAACCUGGGGAUAUCGAAGCCGCUCUGAGACGACUGGAAGGUAUCGUCGACGAUUCCCGCGAGCGCAAGAAGGCGGAAAGGGUCGAGGAACAGAUGGUCAAAAGCGAGCGGAAGAAGCAAGGUCUACCCUGGCUCGCGACUGCAAGUCAGGACGGGGCGUCCGCCAACGGGGAAGCUCGCGACUCUGUUUCGACGUCAGCUUCCCUUUCGGUGUCGGUCGAGCAGCCGGUGUCUCCGACCCCAACUAAUCUCGAAGCUUAUCGCGAGAUUGCUAUUGUGGCUCCGUCAGAUGUGGUAUCUCUCAAUUCCUCGAACCCUUCACAACCGUCUGACGAUCAUCCCGUAGCGGCCAGCCCUAAUCACACCGUAUCACGCCAACUCCGUGCUGUGCCGCGCAAAGCUUCGAUCGGCAAUCUUCUGGGCAGGACUCCUGCUCGUGCCUCGACCCGUGCUGCUGCUGGUCCCCGUGGUCCCCAAGCCUCCGCAGGACCUGCACCGCCACGACAUCGUUCGUUCCUGUUGCACUGCCGCACCGAAGUAAUUGCCCAGCAAUUCUACCUCAUCGAACGCGACAUGCUCCGAGUACUCGCUUGGCCCGAAUUGGUUAGUGGGGCUUGGCGAGAUCGCUCGCAGCCUCAAAUCGAGGUGCUGGACUGGGAGGCGCAUCUGAAGGAACGUCGUCGGGUUGAGAUACUCGCCAAGGAGAGUGGGGAUAGUAAAUCGCCUUCGGCGGUACAAGCCAUGAUCGCUAGGUUCAACCUGACUGCUAAUUGGGUCGCUUCCGAGGUACGUUCAAUUCGAUUCGAGCGAUUCGCAGAGCUGUGCUCAUUCCCAAUUCUCUCAUUCUACAGAUUUUACUCACGGCCAACCCAGACGAGCGAGUCGCGCUCAUCGCCAAAUUCAUCCGACUCGCCUUCAAGUGCUACUGCCAGUCAAACUUUCAAACCCUAACCCAGAUCAUCCAUGGGCUGCAGCUGCACGAAGUCGAGCGACUCAAGAAAACGUGGGCUCGCGUGCCCUCGUGGGAGAUGCGCAAGUUCCGCGGCAUGCAAGUCUUUGUUUCGCACCUCAAGAACUUCAAGCACUUGCGCGAAGUGACCAAAGCGCUCAUAUCCGAGUAUGGUCCCCCUGGUCAACGGAGACCCUUGUCGGCCAACGAUCCUUACCGAAGCGUCAAAGGCACCAAGGGCGCCCCUGUGCCUCUCGGGUGUAUCCCUUUCCUCGGUGAGUCGUUGGUCAUUGGUCAUGGUGCUCGGGAUCUCUGAAAGGGACUGACAUGGGCCUGUUUGGGUACAGGCCUCUUCCUUCGCGACUUGACGAUGAACGCCGAACUGCCCACUUUCCUCGACCCGUCCUCGACCGAUACACCUGCUGAAGUCGAUGCCGAAGGGACGCUGGUCUCGCUCGCCGACCCGAACGCCUUCAACUCGCUUGCACCUCUCCCGCCCUCCUUACGCAUGCGACCCCUGGUGAACGUGCACAAGUUCCGAGUGCAAGCGCGUAUCGUUCAAGACGUGCUUGCGGCGAUGGAGUUCGCCGAGGGUUACCCUUACGACCCCGAUGCCCGUUGGUACCUCAAGUGCUUGAAGCUUCGGGCUUUGUCGUCCGAUGUGAUGUGCGAACUGUCGCGUCGACUCGAGCCCUGA